GCGUGGAAGCCAGUGGCAGGUGGGCUGGCGUCCUCGUGCGUUCUCGAGUAUUUCCUCUCGGUCGUAACUUCGACAGGCUUUGGAGGGCACAAAAUCAGGAUAAACAUUGGGCGUAAAGGGAAGGAGAAAAGACAAGAGAUUUAAGGGAGUCUCGAGGUUCGCGCAAGUCGGAAAUGCCGAGUGGUUCCGCGGCCCCCGCGCUCUUCGUCGGGGCUCUCGCGGCGGAGGUGGCAGUGGAGCAGCGAGCAUAAGUGGAUCCGCAGUGGCAGUGCAGUGAGCGCGGAGCAUCGUCGUUGGUGGCCGCAAAAAUAAAACUGAGAAGUUGGCUCUCCGCUCGAUCGUUUCGACAGGGAAGCCAGGCGUCGUCAGAUUCUAACGUUAGUUAAAUAAACGCUCAUGUGCGAGGCCUCCUCCCAGGGGAAGAGGUUCCUCGUCUUGCCGCGCCCCCGAGGAGGCUCCCGGCCGAGAAUGAGGCUCGACAAGCCCCGCGGAUUCCUCACGCGAGCGGAACACUCCGCACGAGCUUCGGCCCCGCGCCUCCGCAAGCUCGACGCUUAGGAAGCUUCCCCAAAGAAGAUUACGAGCUCCGCGUCAACUCGGCGACGACUUGGAACAAUCGAAAGGAAACCGGAGACGCUCCUCAACCCCGCGGCCGAAACUCCCCAUGACGGCGGACAACAGCUGAACGCGGGAACGCUGCAAUCGGACUGGCCGAGCCGCCGACCAUGGAGCCGGACUACAUCAUCGCCGCGGCGAUUAUACUCGCGGUUGCGAACGUCUGUAACGCCGAAUGCCAGACCCGCUCAGUCUACUGCUACGAGUGCGACUCGUGGACCGAUCUAAGAUGCAAGGAUCCCUUCAAUUACACUGCUCUGCCCAGGGACCAGCCACCUCUCAUGACCUGCAACGGAUGCUGCGUUAAAAUGGUCCGGAAUGCCAAGUCACGUUUCGAGAGCGUGCGUCGAACGUGCACGUCACAACUACAGAUAAACUUAUUCAUGGUGGACCACGUGUGCAUGAUGGAAAGUACCGGCACUGGUCACAUGUGCUUCUGUGAGGAAGAUAUGUGCAAUCGAGUAUCCCGAUCCUCGUGUUCCGCCACAGUUCUGUUCCUACUUUUAUCAACAAUCCUCUUUCUAUCGCCUCUGUCAUCCUGAGGAGUCGCACACUCUCCCGGCUUGCUUAGUAGGUUGUGAAAUUCACUAGCUGCGGGGGUUGAAUAACAUUGCCGUAAUGAGACAAUAGUCCGCGACUCUUUCUCCAAACCACUCGCUGUUAAGCUGUAUUUUUAAACGAUAUUCACUGAAUGUCUCGUAGCAGUGCACCGAUCAAAAGUCCACGAACGAAGGAGACUUUCAUUUGUGGAUGGGGCUUUAUGGGGGGGGGUGGGGGCACGAGUUAAUGUGAUCGCUGGGUAACCCACACACGUAGAUAGAGUUCAAUUUAUUAGAUGGGAGUUGACACGAGCGUAGAAUCGAGUCGGAAGGAGGUUGUGACGACUUUUUUUGUUCUGGGGGAGGCACCGAGGGAGGGGACUGAGCGAGGGGGAAUUGGGACCCUGAGGGAUCAGCGAGACCCUGGAGGAGGUCCCAGAGACGGUCCCGAUUGGGGGGUAAAUCGUGAGAAAGUAAAAAAAGGUGGUAUUUGGGACUUGGAACGUGAGUGGGCAGGUAGGGCCCAAAUGGGACUUUUCUUCUCACUGGGUUAGAACGGGGACUCUGGUCAAGGGUCAGUUUUAGAGAAAAAAGACAUGAAAAAGUUGAAAAAUAGUCCCAUCUGGGACUUGAGACUCCGGUGAACGAUUGAGGCCCAAAAAGGGCCCUAGAAAAGUAAGAAAAGUCCCGUUUGGGAGUUGAGACUUGACGGAUCAAGCGAGGGCUUUUUUCAGGACUCCUUCGAAAAAAAAUAGAUUUUUUGGGACUUGAUUUCUACCAAUUCGUCCACCAAAGUCCCAAGUCCCUCUCGGGACUGUUUUCUCCUCCUUUCGGACUCGCUGACCCGUAUGUCGAUCUCCGUGCACGUGAUUUUCUUUAUUCCUCGACGGUUUGUGGUUGUGCGCACCGUGGCAAUGUCCCCAGAGUCCCCGAAUGAAUUUCCCGGUAGCGAAUGUCUGAGUGUUAGCAGCUUCAUUUUUACAAAUUUUUCAUCAACCGUCCGCACCCGAGGAUUUUUAUUAGUGAGCAAGAUGAGAGCGUGCAUGCCCCGGUGCAUGUUUCAAGCACCCAGCAACAGCGAAGCGCCGAAAUCCCCAAUUUUUCACCUAUCGACGAUCUUUUUUGCGAGAACGUUGGCACGAAUCUGCAUGAAAACUCGAUCGCUCUUCUAAACACUGUUCUACAUGGUGCUCUGUCUCUUUAUUAAACUUCCAGACUCGGCCGUUCAGCCACCGAGCAAACCCGUCAAAAAGAGCAAGAACAACCUUCAAAAACCUUCAAUUGUUCUCAGUUUUCAGAAAACUAAAAAAAAAAAAUUAAAAAAAUUUAAAAAAAAUUGUCCUUUGCAGCGUUUUUAACCGAAGGAGCUGCUCGUUGGCUGGGCGACCAUCGAACCCCACCUUCCAUCCCAAAAACAGGCAAUCGAAUCGCAAUAAAGCAACCAACUAAAAAAAAAAGCACUGCGUGAGCCUUCAGUUCGAUCCUCGUAGGUUUUGGGACCGAUCGAGAGGCCCCCCCUGGAGUCCUGGAUCACCGGCCUCGAGAUCGAGCUGAACGCUCGUGUCCUCACAGAAAGGCUUUUCUAAUCCAAAGCCUUUUGCCAAACCAACUUCGCGCUUGAGCGUUAUCUGCUGAUGAAAUAUUAUGGCACGAGGUUCCUUUGGCAAGCCAUGCGGCAUGUGUCGCGUCAUUUGUUCAUUUUCGCACUCGAGACUGCGAGGCCAAUUUCAUCGGGUCUCAUAUACUACGAAAUUUGCUUUUUUCUUAUUAACUCCAUCAAAUUUCACUCUACUCACCUCUGUGACUACUCGAUCGACCUUUUUUGCUCUAACAUCGAAUUGAGCUUUGUUUCCUCAUCAAAUUUUUUUUUUUUAAUUGUUUAAAAAAAUUUUGUUUCUUUUUCCAUCUCAAUAUAAAACAUCCGAUCGAUUGACCUCGCAGCCAGAAUGACAAUCCACGUGCCAUGUGAGGUUUAAUACUACAAUUUGAAAAAAAAAAAAAAAAAAAAAAAAAACUACAAAAAAAAACGAAACAAAACGAAAAAAAAUGUUGACGGUAACGAGAAACAUCGUCGUGACAUCUCCUUGGGUGUUGGCAGCCGAGCAAGAAAGCUUUUUAUAUUAUUAUUAUCAUCAUUAUUAUUAUUGUUGUUAUUAUUAUUAUUAUUGUCCAUUAUUGGCAUUAUUAUUAUGACAUACAUUCUAUAUAUAUAUCUUGAUGAACGAUUAAUUGAUCGUUUUACGUAAGCAUUAUUACGUAAGUGCAAAUGUUUUUUACCUUUAGAAAAAUCUCAAUGUAUAAUGGAAAAUGUGUGUGUUGCACCCACCAUAAUGAGUGUCUCGCGCAGCAUCCAAAUUGUAAAAUUGUUGGAAGAUCGAUGAAAACAAAGGGAGAGGAUGAAAGAAAAAACAAAAAAAAGUCUGUUAUAAUCGGUGACGAGGUCAUGACACAUGCUGGGCUUCGGAGGGAGCAUGCUUGGGACUAAUGAAAAAAAAUCUCGUCGCGUAAAUUUUUUCCCAUUGUAAACUUUCUUCUUAGCUGAUAAUCGAGCUACAAUAACGUUAUUAUCAUUAUAAUUAUUAUUGUCGUUAUAAUAUCACAUUAUAUUUUUAAUAUUACAAUAUCAUUGUGUUGUUAUGUUAUAUUUAUGAUAUUGCAUUCAAUUAUAAUUGAAUGAAAAUAUUAAUAAUUAUCAUCAUUAUAAUAUUACGUUAUAUUUAAUAUUACAACGUUACUAUGUUAUAUUUACUAUGUAAUAAUAUUUUUUUUAUAAUGUAAUAUUAUAAUAUAAUUUGAAAAUAUUAAUAAUUAUUAUCAUUAUAAUAUUACGUUAUAUUCAAAAUUAUAAUGUUAUAAUGUUAUAUUUAUAACGUAAUGUUAUAUUAUAAUGUGAUAUUAUAAUAUAAUACGAGAAUAUAAAUAAUUAUAAUCAUUAUGUCAGAGUUACAAAAUCGUAGAAAUGUGAUGAAAAACUGAGAUAAAUUGUAUGCAAUUGUUGAGGAGUCGUUGAAGAAAUUUUAUCUUUCGCAGAGAGUUUAUUCUCAGAGCGGCAAAAUCGUGGGGCAUCGUGGAUUUUUUCGUAAUUGUGCUCCCCCAGGAUCACUCUUACGACGAAGACCCUCGGUCCUCCGGAUUUUUCAACGCCCUGACGAACAUCCUCUCGCUACUGAGAUCGCGUUCUGUUAUAUCAGCCAUUAGAGCAAGACGAAUGAAACGACGCUCACCUCGCUUGUAACAGUGCUCACUCGAACGUCGAUCUCACACGUUACGUACAUGUGUACCCGGGGGAAAAAGAGGAGGAAACGAAAUAUCGUUAACGCACGGUGAUGAGACGAAUAUUGAAAUGGAAAAAAAAAAAAAAAAAAAAAAAAAAAAAAAAUGAUUUGAAAAUGUACGAAUCGCCGAUUUGAUCGACGGAAUUAUUUCUCUAGUGCGGAAUAUCAUUAGUUUUAAGAUCGAAUAGAUUUUUUAAGUGUUUUAAUUAUUCUUUGAGUUUAUUCGGAUUUUUUUUUUUUUUUUUUUUUUUUUAUGUCUCCUUGUUAUCAUGGGUUCUUAGAAUAAUGGAAAUUGUAAGAGUGGACGAGAUACUUUUGCUCACUCGCCCUGUUGUCGAUACUACGCUAUGCUGCAAGCAGCGAAACUCAUGUCAUAUCAUCGAUCGUAUUAAAGUUUAUGUCUCGAGGGAAUAAGACGAGUGGAGAAACUGA
Venturia canescens is the source of this 4861-nucleotide messenger RNA. RefSeq names its product protein quiver (gene qvr). The record is from RefSeq and is a predicted model, not a curated record. Bases 726 to 1157 code for a protein of 143 amino acids. Gene Ontology annotation, biological process: sleep; positive regulation of voltage-gated potassium channel activity; regulation of synaptic transmission, cholinergic. The transcript has 6 exons. Lineage: Eukaryota; Metazoa; Arthropoda; Insecta; Hymenoptera; Ichneumonidae.